Messenger RNA from Nanorana parkeri, 1089 nucleotides. Its product is annotated as olfactory receptor 6X1-like. Gene Ontology annotation, molecular function: olfactory receptor activity; G protein-coupled receptor activity. The transcript is spliced from 2 exons. The coding region runs from base 1 to 1089 and encodes 362 amino acids. NCBI's taxonomy places the organism in Eukaryota, Metazoa, Chordata, Amphibia, Anura, Dicroglossidae. The record is from RefSeq and is a predicted model, not a curated record. Gene Ontology annotation, biological process: G protein-coupled receptor signaling pathway. Gene Ontology annotation, cellular component: membrane.
AUGACAGAUGAGGAGCGAGGAGAAGUGUGGACCUUUUUCUGGUGCUCUUGCCAACGGGCUGCAAGGCAGGUGGUCAUAUGUAUCUUCAAGCACGUGGUACGUGGUACCGCCAGCAUGUUGAUAGUAAAACAGAAGAAUGAGACAAUAAUAACAGAAUUUCUACUGAUUGGAUUCUCCAUCCUGAAAAAGACACGGAUUUGCCUUUUCAUAAUAAUUUUCCUUACGUAUGUUGCUACAAUGACAGCCAAUGUCUUUAUAAUUAUCAUUGUAAAAACCGAAAGACGCCUUCACAAGCCUAUGUACUUCUUCAUAGGUGGAUUGUCAUUCCUUGAGAUUUGGUACCCUUCAGUCACUGUCCCCAGGCUCUUGUGGUCUCUUGGAACUACAAAGGAAGCAAUAUCCCCAGCUGGAUGCAUGGCACAAUUUUAUUUUCAUUUUUCUCUUGGAACAACAGAAAUCUUCCUCCUGACUGUGAUGGCCUAUGAUCGUUAUGUAGCCAUCUGCAACCCCCUUCGCUAUUUAGCCAUCAUUAAUCCUAAAGUUUGCACCAUACUCAUACUUGGGUCCUGGGCUUGUGGCUUUGUUUCAAUGAUUCCUCCUUGUGUACAGAUUGCAAACCUCUCAUUUUGUAGAGAAAACCAAAUUGAUCAUUACUACUGUGAUUUGGCUCCAAUACUCAAACUGUCUUGUUCUGAGACAUCAAGCAUUGAAAAGUUGUUUUUCUGCCUUAGCUUGUUCAUAAUAUUAGGCUGUUUUGUCUUAAUUAUUAUCUCUUAUAUUUGUAUAAUAAGGAAAACUCUUGCGGUUCCCACUGCGAUAGGAAGACGCAAGACUUUUUCUACUUUUGCUUCACACCUUACUGUUGUAUGCCUUUUUUACGGGCCUAUCAUCUUUAUGUUUGUCAGGCCCAGCACUGGUGGCCUCAUGCACCUGAAUAAAAUUGUUUCCAUCAUCCCGUCUGUAGUAACUCCUCUUUUAAAUCCUAUUAUCUACACUCUGCGUAAUCAGGAGGUACAGGGUGCCAUGAAGAAAACAAUUCAAAGGUUUGUUUUCCCUGUAGAAGACAGUAUCAGUAGUAAAACUGCAUAA